AGCCGAUGAAAUGGAUCAUCGAGUUCUCGAAGGCUAGGGCAUCAACAACGAUAACCUUGACAUCGAGCCCUCGCAAGCUACCAUUCCUCUGACGCAUCAAUAUUGAACACGCUCUUAAACCGGCUGUGCUGAUAAUAGCUCGCAAUAACCGCAACCAUGGCUGCUAUGAGGACAUACAUCAAGGCCAUCUCGGCAGGCGCAGUGCUUUGCAUCGGCGGUCCAGCUUUGGUCAUGUGGGUGACGCCGACCGAGGAAGAGAUAUUCAAGGCCUACAGCCCUGAGCUCCAGAAGAAGGCGCUUGCAAACAGGGAACAGCGCCAGAAGGACUUUGAUGGGUUUGUGACCCAGCUCAAGGACCUAUCCAAGUCAGACAAGCCAAUCUGGAUUGCACAGAAGGAGAGCGAUGCAAAGAAAUCAGCCGCAGAGCAGCAGCGCUUGAGGGAAGAGCGCGAUGCGUAUGCUGCCGACAGCAGGAAACUCCAGCAGGAUAUCAGGAAUGCUUCGCAAUAAGCACGUUUCUGAUCUUGCUAUUGCCGACGUUUCUUUCUUCAUGUGUAUAUUGCAUCUGUAUGACUAUGAGAAUAACCAAAUCUUCGCUUUGCUUUGAAAUGGAUCAAGAGCAUUUACAUGG
Messenger RNA from Boeremia exigua, 631 nucleotides. RefSeq lists its product as uncharacterized. The transcript is spliced from 4 exons. NCBI's taxonomy places the organism in Eukaryota, Fungi, Ascomycota, Dothideomycetes, Pleosporales, Didymellaceae. Gene Ontology annotation, cellular component: mitochondrial membrane. The record is from RefSeq and is a predicted model, not a curated record. Bases 157 to 510 code for a protein of 117 amino acids. Gene Ontology annotation, biological process: mitochondrial respiratory chain complex III assembly.